AAAUACCUUUGUUUCCCUCUUCUUCUCCUUCACUCAACAACAUCUCAAUUUCAUUCUCUCUUCUCUCUUCAAUUUCACAACAAUGGGCGUCAAAAGUUUCGUAGAAGGUGGGAUUGCUUCUGUAAUCGCCGGUUGCUCCACUCACCCUCUCGAUCUCAUCAAGGUUCGUCUUCAGCUUCACGGCGAAACUCCUUCCACCACCACCGUCACUCUCCUCCGUCCAGCUCUCGCUUUCCCCAAUUCUUCUCCUGCAGCUUUUCUUGCCGAGACUACUUCGUCUGUUCCCAAAGUUGGACCGAUCUCACUCGGAAUCAACAUCGUCAAAUCGGAAGGCGCCGCCGCGUUAUUCUCCGGCGUCUCCGCUACACUUCUCCGACAGACGUUAUAUUCCACCACCAGGAUGGGUCUAUACGAAGUGCUUAAGAACAAAUGGACUGAUCCUGAGUCAGGGAAGCUGAAUCUGAGUAGGAAGAUCGGUGCAGGGCUAGUCGCUGGUGGAAUCGGAGCCGCCGUUGGAAAUCCAGCUGACGUGGCGAUGGUUAGAAUGCAAGCUGACGGGAGACUUCCUUUAGCGCAGCGUCGUAACUACGCCGGAGUAGGAGACGCAAUCAGGAGCAUGGUUAAGGGAGAAGGCGUAACGAGCUUGUGGCGUGGCUCAGCGUUGACGAUUAACCGAGCCAUGAUAGUGACGGCGGCUCAGCUUGCUUCGUACGAUCAGUUCAAGGAAGGGAUAUUGGAGAAUGGUGUGAUGAAAGAUGGGCUAGGGACUCACGUGGUUGCGAGUUUCGCGGCUGGGUUUGUUGCUUCGGUGGCGUCUAAUCCGGUAGAUGUGAUAAAGACAAGAGUGAUGAAUAUGAAGGUGGGAGCGUACGACGGCGCGUGGGAUUGUGCGGUGAAGACUGUUAGAGCAGAAGGAGCAAUGGCUCUUUAUAAAGGCUUUGUUCCUACAGUUUGUAGGCAAGGACCUUUCACUGUUGUUCUCUUCGUUACGUUGGAGCAAGUCAGGAAGCUGCUUCGAGAUUUUUGAUACAAUUCUUUUAUUGAUGAUGAUGAUGACGACUAUUUAUAUUGAUUUAUUCAUUUUUGAAUUAGUGAUCAUAAGAAGGAAGAGGGAUUCAAUAUAUAUUUUUGUUCAAGCAUUGUUUGUUAAAUACAAUUCAAUUUUUGUU
Arabidopsis arenosa is the source of this 1169-nucleotide messenger RNA. The record is from the annotation of a GenBank genome assembly. NCBI's taxonomy places the organism in Eukaryota, Viridiplantae, Streptophyta, Magnoliopsida, Brassicales, Brassicaceae.